This is a messenger RNA of Hypoxylon trugodes, 1021 nucleotides long. RefSeq lists its product as uncharacterized. The coding region runs from base 99 to 824 and encodes 241 amino acids. NCBI's taxonomy places the organism in Eukaryota, Fungi, Ascomycota, Sordariomycetes, Xylariales, Hypoxylaceae. The record is from RefSeq and is a predicted model, not a curated record. The transcript has 4 exons.
GCGAGUUUUCUUUUCAGUUAACUUUUGUCCAAUUCAAUUGACAUCAAUUGCUUAAGCUACCCCUAUUCCUUUAACAUAUACAACAAGGAAUCUCGAGAAUGACGAGCAAGAUCGCUGCAAAAGUUGAGCUUGUCCCCUGGGACCAUACAUCCGAUGCGCAUCGCGAGAGAUUGGUGCAGCAGCGAAUUGGUUGUGGGUGGAUGGAAGAUGCCAUUGAGGCGUGGAGAGACAUGACGGUUAAGGGGACUAAGACUAUGUAUUGGAUUCUGUUAGCUGAUGACUACCCUGAUCGAGACGGACUUAUUGCCGCGCACACGAAGCGAUAUCCGCAGGAAGCCAUCCCUAUCGUUGAUAGUGCAUCAAUACAUUGGGGCUUGCCUCGUCAAGCAUCGCAGCAGCCCAUCAUCCCCAUUGGGCACAUUGGGCUGGGUCUCCGCCCCGAGAAAAAUGUGGAGUUAGGCCUUCCCGCUAGGGGUUCCGUGUGGAUUGGACCCUUGUAUGUAUCAUGGGCACUCCAGGGAACUGGGCUUGGCCGCGCGACGAUGCGAGCAGCCGAAUCACUAGCUUUGAGCCCGGUGUUCAAUGCAGAGACGACCGCGCUAGACGCGAUUACCGAAAAAUCGCAGUUUGACCCGGGGCUACUUGAGCUACAUUACUUCGCGAAGGGAAACCCGAAGCCGGCGGUAUCUAACGAAGCUUGGUAUCGAAAGCAAGGCUACGAGGAGUUUGCUUAUAAUCCGGAUUCUUACUCGUGGCUGAACACAAAGACAGGCGAACAGGUGCCCCUGCCUAGCAUCUUCUUCAAGAAGAGCCUAAAGGGGUAGUUGGUUUGCGAAGAAGAGAAACAUAGUCCCUAAGCCAUCGCAUAGCUCUAUUUGCGACUUUGCCCACCUGAGAUAGGUGCUUGGCAGCUAUCCAUUGCUCGCCAUCCUAUAUAUUCUACUAGGGUGGACGAGUCCCGACAAGCUUCCGGAUGGACGAUUCGAGUAGCGGUACUACCGACCUCCUAUAUAUCUAUGGU